This is a messenger RNA of Paramuricea clavata, 1027 nucleotides long. NCBI's taxonomy places the organism in Eukaryota, Metazoa, Cnidaria, Anthozoa, Malacalcyonacea, Plexauridae. The record is from the annotation of a GenBank genome assembly.
AUGGGCGAUACACCAGCCCCCGCCAUCAGCACAGAAGCUGUCUACAAGACCGCGGAGUUGUAUCGAGAGGAUAGUCCACAAGCCGCAAAUCUCCUAAAACAUUCCAGUUACGUGGAUGAUUUGAUUGACUCACGUCCAAGUAAACCCGACGCGUUAAAGAUUGCCAAGGAAGCCGAGGAUAUCCUUGCCAAAGGAGGAUUUGCUGUAAAGUGCUGGCAAUUCAGUGGCGAAACACAACCUCGCGUGAAAGAAGAGUUGUUAAAAUUGGACCUGCCAGAAAAGAGUGUUGAAAGCUCAGACCAAGGACUAAUAAUGUUAAAAGGAACUGACGAAAACUUACGAGUGCUCGGUCUGGGAUGGAAUCCGAAGAAAGACACCAUCACCUAUGAAGUAACUUUGAAUUUCAGUAGCAAGAGACGCGGAGUUCGAACCGGUUCAAACCUGCUAUAGAAAGCGACCUACCAAGUGCAUUACCGAAUGUGUUAACCAGACGAAUCGUUCUUGGGCAAGUAAUGAAGAUUUAUGACCCACUCGGACUGAUUUCUCCAUUUACAUUGAUGGCCAAGAUAUACUUACGCGAAACCUGGUCCCGCAAGCUCUGAUGGGAUAACCCACUUCCAGCAGAACUUUGCAACAAAUGGUCCAAUUUCUUCACUGCUCUUUUCAAACUCAGCGUUUGUGUUUGGAGCGAUGCUUACUACCUGUGAAUAGUGAUGGACGCCCUUGGUUAAUAAUCUUGAGCGAUGGUAGUGAUCUGGCGUAUGGCUUUGCAGCUUACAUUCGAUGGAAAUUGGAUGAUGGAAGCUACUGGUGUAGGUUGAUCAUGGCGAAGUGUCGCAUUGCUCCAAUCAAUACGUUAUCUACCCCUCAGAUGGAGUUAAACGCAGCUGUUCUGCCGAAAAGAGGAAGAAAGGUUAUCGAGAAAGAAAUGAGGUUCGACUUCGAGAGAGUUUUACAAAUCGUGGUCUCAGAAACAGUCUUGAGUAUGAUCCACAAGACAAGCACACGUUUCAAAGUUCACGAGUGA